AUGCCGGGAGUAAUUGUAGAUCGAUACGAGCACGUGCCGGUGACCAAGGAAGACCUUGACUGGGCCGAUCUCAUCACCCUUGACCUGAGCCUAUACGAGCAGCCAGGCGGCAAGGAGGAGCUGGUGAAGCAGCUCGAUCAUGCUGUUCGGAAAGUUGGCUUCUUCUACGUGAAGAACUUCAACAUUUCCCAGGAGGAGGUUGACAAGCAAUUCGCUCUCGGGCGCGAGUUCUACGCGCUGCCGCUAGAAGAGAAGCUGAAGUUCCACAACAAGGAUGACUUGAUCAGGGGCGAAUACAACGGGUACCGGCCUGCAGGCCAUCGGAUUCUUGGCAAUGGCAUCAAGGACAACGUACAGGUGUACAACAUCCCCAAGUUCGACGGCUUUCACGUGCGCAAGCAACCCGCUGUUCUUGAGCAUAACAUUAAGGAGAUUGAAGAAUUCUCAAGAAAAUGCCACUCUGAAGUCGUCGUCAAGCUGCUCCGCCUCUUCGCCCUCCUCCUCGAGCUGCCCUCCGAAGACCAGCUCGUGCAAGACCACCAAUACGACGUCAAAGGCGAAGACCACCUGCGAUACAUGCACUACGCGGCCCGCAGCGCCGCCGAGAACAAGCUCGUAGGCGACCUCUACGGGUCCGGACACACGGACCUGGGCACAGUAACGCUGUUAUUCCGACAGCCGGUCGCCGCGCUGCAGAUCCAGGACUCGGCGGGUCGGUGGCGGUGGGUGAAGCCGCAGGACGGGACGAUCACGAUCAACACGUGCGACGCCUUGACGGCGCUGACGGGCGGGCUGAUCAAGUCGAGCGUACACCGCGUGCACGCGCCGCCGGCGGACCAGGCGCACGUUGACCGUUUGGGGGUGCUGUACUUUGCGCGGCCCAACAACCACGUUGUGCUGGAUCCGAUCCAGAACAGCCCACUGCUCAACCGCCUGGGCCUUACCACGAAUGCGUUCACGGAGCUGGGCCAGCAUCUUACGACGGAGGAGUGGGUCAAGGCGCGGCAGACGCAGCAGCAGCGCCCGCGGGUGUCGGCGAAGAUAUCGGAUGAUGGGAAGUACCAUUACGAGAAGAAGGAUCUGGAGAUUCUGCCGGGGUUGGUUGCUGGGCACUACAACUAA
Messenger RNA from Hypoxylon fragiforme, 1122 nucleotides. RefSeq names its product Clavaminate synthase-like protein. Gene Ontology annotation, molecular function: dioxygenase activity. The record is from RefSeq and is a predicted model, not a curated record. NCBI's taxonomy places the organism in Eukaryota, Fungi, Ascomycota, Sordariomycetes, Xylariales, Hypoxylaceae. The transcript has 5 exons. Bases 1 to 1122 code for a protein of 373 amino acids.